GGCAGCUGCUACACAGUACUUUUUUAUUCGCCGUGAUGAAAUCGUUGAAUGUUUUCAUUCUGGGCUUGAUCGGUCUUGCGCUGGUAUUCGAGGCCGUGGAUGCGUACUGUGUACUCGAAACUCAUUUCCCUAAACCGCAAAUAAUAACUCAUUUUGGAUCGAAGCAUUGGCUCACAGAGGCGACGACGAUAUCCCGGGACAACUAUGAAUCAAUUGAUCUGUAUUGUAGUAAAGGAUUCAGCAUAAAUUCCAAUGUUGAAUAUAAUUUGUUGAAUGAACAAAAACGCAUCAACUUGACUUGCUAUGGCGACGAAUUUCAUACAUUGUGGCAAUCAGAGGAAAUUCAGAUUGUUAAUUUAAAAUGCAUGGACAAUCAGAUUUACCCCAUGUAUGAGAGCUCCACGUCUAUGGCGGCCUGCAAUGAAUACAUGAGUCUUGUUGUUGGCCAGACCUUUGGAGAAUAUGGCUCAAUAAAAAGUGUUGCCAUAUGCUACGAUAUUGUUAAGCAGCAGCUUAAGUAUGUUAGCUACACGGCAUAUCCACCCAAAAUCAAGCUGAUAGAACAGUCAGAAGUGGGACAGCUCAACCACUUAGGUCUGGACAUUGAAGUGAUCUAUAGCAAAAAUCUGUUCAAGUCGUUCAGCUCGCUCAACAUACAUGAGGCAUUCUUAAAAGACAAACAUCUGAAGACGCUGUUCGGCAGCGACACUUUCGAAUAUGCCAACCUAAUUCAGGAUGAUGCCCUUAGAAGUGACCUCGAUCAGUUCCAGGAUAUGCUUUCAAUUGUUUGGCUGCGAGCCCUGCGCAACGGCAAUUGGCGCCAUUUUCUGAACGCCCUCAGGGAUGCGAGCGCUGAUGCCAAAUAUGAUGUCAAUGUCGGUGUCUCCGGUACAAUUGUCAUGCCCACGCUGCAUGCCUGCGAUGAUAACCGCACACUGUCCAUUGAGCUGGACUCGGGAGAUACUGUCAACGUGCCGGCACACAUCUGGGCACAUGUUCGCCCAGUGGAGCCAACUGUGAAUGGCACAGAUGAGUUCGUUCUCGUUGCCCACAAUUCACCCUUCUUCACGACCAGAGAGCGCAACGGUCUAUGCGAGAGCAUCUGCCACGAGGUGCCGUGGCUACAGAAGAGUCUCUUCAGCAGAUUACGCCACUAUCCCGUCUAUGGACUGGUCCAGUGCUGCAAAGUAAUUGAUGUUCAGCAUAAAUUGGAUCAUUUUCCCAAAUUACUCACUCCGAUGCCAGAACUUGGCCUAAAUCCCGAGAUUCCGGUAUCCACAACAACUGAAAGGGCAGUAAACAGUCUCUAAGCUAAUUACGACCAAUGAGCAUCGAUCCAUAAUGCCUGGCAUAGUUACAUACAUACAAUAUGAAAUAUCUUCUCUAAAUGGAAAAUAUAAAUCGAUUCAGAA
Drosophila hydei is the source of this 1412-nucleotide messenger RNA. RefSeq lists its product as uncharacterized. Bases 36 to 1310 code for a protein of 424 amino acids. Lineage: Eukaryota; Metazoa; Arthropoda; Insecta; Diptera; Drosophilidae. The transcript has 5 exons. The record is from RefSeq and is a predicted model, not a curated record.